Suillus bovinus is the source of this 423-nucleotide messenger RNA. RefSeq lists its product as uncharacterized. The record is from RefSeq and is a predicted model, not a curated record. Lineage: Eukaryota; Fungi; Basidiomycota; Agaricomycetes; Boletales; Suillaceae. The transcript has 3 exons. Bases 1 to 423 code for a protein of 140 amino acids.
AUGCUCUUCAACUACAUAGCCAUCUUUGCUGCAGGGAUCUCUGCUGCCUUGGCUCAGACGAUCGAGCUAGGAUUCCCUCAGAAUGGAGAUAACUUCUGCCCCGGUCAGGUGGUGACCGCUCAGGUUAUUCUACCGGGAUCUAUGGCACCUGUCAUUCAGGUUGGCAUUGCCUUAGGAAUCCGUAGCUGCGUGAACGGCUUUUGCCCCGACCCUGCAGACGGGUUAGAAUAUGUUCUCUAUGCAGGCCCUUGGACGCCUGAACCCCACGAUUCCCCUAAUGGCAACUACCAGAACUUUACCGUCACCAUACCAUCUUACUUUCCUGAGGGUCCUGCUAUCUUUACGCUCACACACUUUUACCUCAUUGGGUUGGUUUAUGCCCCAAUGGUUGAAUAUCGCAACGCGACGGUGAACAUCGUGUAA